AGAGAGGAGCUUUCUAACGAACUUGUUUCUUUUACGGCAGCCAUAAGAAGAAGAAAGCUGCAGAUCCAAGUGUCAAGAGGGCAUUGAUUAUGGACAGCGAUGAAACGCACAGGAUUAACGCAUUGUGCGCAGUCAACUUCUCUGUGGAUGAUCCGUUCAUCAAGGCGCUUGAGGAAAAAUAUACUUGCGCCGUUUUCCACAGUAAGACGGGUCUUGAUUGCAAAGACGUUCGUGGCAUUGUGUUUGUUUUUGACGACUUCGAAAAUGAAAUUUUUCACAACUUCAAACGCGUUCACUCCGAGGCAUCAGUCUUUGGGAUAGCCUUGAUAAAAAGCAGAAUUCAGCAUAAUUUGUGCUUACCGCGUGCGAAGCCUAAACGUGCUGUUUAUUGUGAUAUGUUCCGGAACAUCAAUGUGAUAAUUGGUUUUGGAGAGGAAGCUGAAAGAAGCUCAUGGAGCAAACUGGUCCGUUACAUGGGAGGACGUGUGAGAAAGGAGCCGGAGGCCGAUUCUACUUUCCUUGUCACAAAGGAAGCAAGAGGAAGAACAUUUAGGAUGCUCAUUUCCCUCGGGCAAAAAGUCCUGCUUCCGACAUGGCUUGAAGAGUGCUGGAGUUGUCGUGAUGAUCUGGGCUUUGACCCCACAGAAAAUGCUUUGCUCCGCAGGCAUCGCAUUGGCGUAUUUGAAUCGCUCAAAAUAUGUGUUGUUGGGUUUGAAGACGACUACGCUUCGGAUAUAAGGGAUAAUAUAUCAAGCUUCGGAGCCACGGUUGUGGAUGAUGCAAUGUACGCCACACAUGUCGUUGUUAGCGGUGCACAUGUUCUCAGCAGGCUUCCUGCCGCUAAUCAACGCAUCGUUACGGCAGAGUGGGUUUGGACUAGCAUCAGCAUACAGUACUGCGCCAAUGAAGAUGCAUACAUGCCUGCAACGUUGACAUCUCUCCUUCCUGCAAGUGGCGAAGAAGCGAGCGAAUUUUUCGGCGUCUCAGCACCCGGCCGUUCCUGUAAUUUGAAAGGUACUUUAAUCCCAUCUGGAAAGGAUAAUGCGCUUGUACUGCCUGAAUCAUUUCUCUCACCAGAAAAGGAUGCCAUGCCGAAUGCGACUAGAGCUCAUCAUAUUUGCAUUGAAAUGCUGGAGACAGAUAUAUCUUAUGCUAAUUCACUUCGAUUACUAGUAAAGGUGAAAUCAGAUUUAGAACAUGCGAUAGAGACUGGGGAUCCUUUGAUGCAGAAAGCGGAUGUUUCUCUUAUUUUUGGAAAAAUUCCUCCUAUUCUUCAUGUCCACGAGCAUAUCAUAGCCACUCUCAGAAGUAUUCUGGACAACUGGGAUGAAGCGUCCGCUUCCAUCAAGAUCGCGCAGGUCUGGAUUGGGGCAUACGAGGACCUGGAUCGUGUUUACUCCCCCUAUUCGAACAAUUACGACACAGCUCGCAUCACAUUGACUUCCGCCGACGAAACUGAUCCACGCUUACAUGCAUUUAUCAGAGCGAAGGAAUGUGGCACGGAUUUUCAACGCUGUCGCUUUCAAGAUCUUCUCAUCAAGCCUGUACAACGCCUUCCUACUGUGGUCAUAUUGCUUAAAGAGCUGCAAAAAAGAGAUGCAAACUGUUCUAAGAAGGUGGAUGAAGCAAUUGCUCUCGUCGAGAAAAUAAUAAGUCGUGCUAAUACCGUUCGUGCACAAAAUGAUGACUUCAUCGAGCAAAUCAGUUUUUUCAAUGAGGUGGAAUGUGUUCCGCCAUAUCUCGUUUGUUCGCGAAGGAGGCUUGUGAAAUCCGUGGAAGGAUACUCCAUAGGCGGGACUGCUGAGUGGAACAGCCUACACCGCCGAAAAGUUAAAAUUGUUCUCUACAACGAUGUGAUACUCGUGUGCAAAGUUCGAAACGCUUUGGAGAAAACACGAGCUUUGACGAAGCUUACUCGUCAUGCGUCGUUCUCGAAUCUGGCCGAGUCAAAAAAACAGUACAAAUACUUUGCACAUCUUUUCAUCCCUAAUGUUCGUGAAAUCAAUCGACUGAAGUUCUCCUCUUAUGAAGGAUCUGUGGACGAUAGACUGGAACCUACAGACAUUCUUCCCAUUUUUGGGUGGACCAUAAGAGAUGUGAGUAGCGAUUCGACUUGGUAUGUAGAAGCAGCUGAUAAGGAUCUAAUGGUCGAUUUCAUCGAAGAAGUUCACAAGAAAAUUUUCAUGGAUUUUGGACGAGACAUAUCAUGGCCUGGCUUCACGAUCUCGGAUGUACCUUCUAGUAACUUGCGGGAAAUGCUAAAGAAACACAUCAGAAGGACCCUUCAAAAAAGUGAAAUGUUUGGAACAUCGGAUGCGAACUGCAAAUCCACAGUGCUGCAACCUUUUGCUUUCUCUUCGCUAGGACGUCGAUCAGCACAAGGACUUAGGAGAACAGUGAGCCACUUAGGAAGUUCCUUCGCCCGUCUGACACAUCCUUUCCCGUUUGGACACCAUUCCGAAUUUUCUGCUUUGGAGGAAUCCCCAGAACGUAGGGUGGACGUGCCUGAGCCAUGUAAAUCGCCCAAUGCUACUCAUUAUACUGCUUUAAAUGGCGGUUUUGCUGACAUACCCACUCGCGACAUAAAGGUCAAGGUCGUAAAGCAAGAAAACUGCUCAACAGAAGAUUUCGAUGAGGAAAACUAAAGAAGUGAUCUACUUGUGCGGUGGCGGCUUCAGCUUUUGAUAAAAUCUCGUAAAAGUAAUCAUCAAUCUAUCAUAUGAUCCUCGAAUGGCCAUUACUUUGCUCUACUUUUAUGUCUGUGUCUUUUUAUCAAGUGCGUUGUUCUUCAUUAUGUAAUUAUCGAUGUGCAUAAGGUGUUCAGCUGUCAAUUUCCGUACAGUAUGCCGUGUAUCAUAAAUCAUAUCUGAAAAAGCAUAUGAGC
This is a messenger RNA of Cylicocyclus nassatus, 2884 nucleotides long. Lineage: Eukaryota; Metazoa; Nematoda; Chromadorea; Rhabditida; Strongylidae. The record is from the annotation of a GenBank genome assembly.